Molecule: messenger RNA, 1381 nt
Organism: Hydra vulgaris (swiftwater hydra)
Lineage: Eukaryota; Metazoa; Cnidaria; Hydrozoa; Anthoathecata; Hydridae
Product: eukaryotic translation initiation factor 4E-1A
Biological process (GO): translational initiation
Cellular component (GO): eukaryotic translation initiation factor 4F complex; cytoplasm
Molecular function (GO): RNA 7-methylguanosine cap binding; translation initiation factor activity
Source: RefSeq, a predicted model, not a curated record
UAGAUUUUUACGCUCAUGUGCGUAUGCUAAAUUACUAAUAAGGAGAUAUUGCUAAAAUUUUGAUUGCGAUAUAGAUGGUUUAUAUUUUUCUGCAUAGUAAUUCGUUUUGGAUUUGUCACAAUAAUUUGUUUUAUUUCCCUAAAAGAUUUUAAUUUGUAUCUAUAUAUCUAGUAAUAGGGAGUUACUGGGCUGUUUAGCAGGAACUCCUUUCCCCUCCCCUUUUUACACUAAAAAUAGCUAUGGUUGAAACAAAAUUAGAUAUGGAUGAUUUAAAUAAUGAACAAGAACUUGAUAACAAUCAGGAUGUUCAAUUAUCAAAAGAGAUAUAUUCAAAGCAUCCACUUCAAAAUACGUGGGCUUUAUGGUUUUAUAAAAAUGAAAAAAGUAAAUCUUGGGAAGCAAACCAGCGUGUUGUCACAACAUUUGAAACAGUCGAAGACUUCUGGGCCAUAUAUAAUCAUAUUCAACUAGCUAGUAAAUUAACUCUUGGUUGUGAUUAUGCUCUUUUUAAGGAGGGUAUUAAACCAAUGUGGGAGGAUGCAAGAAACAGAAUGGGUGGAAGGUGGCUUGUUAGUUUAAAUAGAAAUCAACGAACAACUGAUCUUGAUAGAUUAUGGUUAGAAACACUGUUAUGUUUAAUUGGAGAAGCUUUUGGUGACGAUUCUGAUCAAGUUUGUGGAGCAGUUGUUAAUAUUAGAAUUAAAGGUGAUAAACUGGCUAUGUGGACUUCUCUAGCUGAAAAUGUAGAUUCCGUACUUAAAAUAGGGCGCUGCUAUAAAGAAAGAUUAACUCUAUCUCAAAAAUAUCUUAUUACUUAUGAGCAACACAUUGAUACAGCGACAAAAACUGGAUCACAAUCAAAAAAUAAAUUUACCUUGUAGAUUGUUAUAAAAUUGUAGACACUUUUACGUAAUCGAAUUAACAAUUGCGAAAUAUUUAGAAAUAAUAAGGCUUCGAGUCAUAAUGUCGCAUCCGAAGUUCUUUUUUUAGUAAAAAUGGAAAUUGUGUUGAAAUCUUAGUUGAUUUAAGUUGAGAAACUCUUUACAGAAAAUUUAUUUUUUAUUGUUCAUAGUUUUAUUUUUGUCUUACUACAGUUAAGAUAUAGAGAAGUACACGAAAAUGUCUCCGUUUCUAACAAAUAGUAUCAGUAGCGGUAUUUAUUUUCCAUACGUCAUCUACAAUUAAUUUUACUUAUAAAAACAGUUAUUUUAAAUUAAAUUUAUAGCCAUGGAACAGAGUUUUUGUGUUGCCUUUACAAGCAUUUUUGUGUGGUAAAAGUUUAAAAUAUGCAAUUAUUAUAAAAUUGUUUGUUUAUAAAGAAUUGAACUAUAUAGGAAAUGUUUAAUAGAUUUAUUCCCUUAUUUGUUUACCGUUACUUGGA